GAUGAGGCUCAGAGGUGCCUGAACCAUGCUGUGAUGCAGGAGAACCUGUCACUUGCAGCCUCAGUAGGAGUGCAUCCUGUGCAGAAUCUCUCUGUUGCUGUGGCGUGUGGGAACCCAGUUUCUCUCAGUUCCAACCUCCAACCCCAUCAGAAACGGGACAGUGGGGAGAAAUGUCAGAGACAGAAGGAGAAGGGGGCCUUGCCUUUUAGUUGGUUCAACAUCCUUGUGCCCAGUAAUAACUCGACGUGGAAUGAAGAUGAGAAGGAUCGCCUGGGAAGCCUUGUGGCUCUUGGGCAUCAAGCCACCGACCAUGGAGAGCAUCCACAGAGAAGCAGAGAGAAUAGUGCGACCCCUCUCGCGCUGUCCAGACGGCUUGUGUGUGGUGACUGUGGCAAAUCGGUUUUGAAGAAAAGGUUUCUGGAGCACUGGAGGAUCCACACUGGAGACAAGCCUCAUGCGUGCCGUGAAUGUGGCAAGUUGUUUAGACACACAUCCACCUUCAGAGAACAUCAGAAGCUCCACAGCGGAAAAAGGCUGUUCCAGUGCAGUGACUGUGGGAAGGCUUUCCUCCACAAAAGAUCCUUUCUGGAGCACCAGAGGAUCCACACUGGAGAAAAACCUCUGGAGUGUCGCGAAUGUGGGAAGUUUUACAGACACAGAUCCACUCUGACUGUGCACCAGAAACUGCAUGGCAAGGAAAGGCCAUUCAAGUGUGGUGACUGUGAGAAGUCCUUCUACAAAAGGCUGCUGCAGGAGCACCAGAGGAUCCACACCAAAGAAAAGCCUCUGCAGUGUUGUGGGUGUGGCAAGUUCUUUAGACACAGAUCUACCCUCUCUCAGCACCAGAAACUCCACUGGAAAGGCCUUACCCAGUGA
Messenger RNA from Suncus etruscus (white-toothed pygmy shrew), 876 nucleotides. Its product is annotated as zinc finger protein 419-like. The coding region runs from base 34 to 876 and encodes 280 amino acids. NCBI's taxonomy places the organism in Eukaryota, Metazoa, Chordata, Mammalia, Eulipotyphla, Soricidae. The transcript has 2 exons. The record is from RefSeq and is a predicted model, not a curated record.